UGGUUCGCGUACUUUCCAGAAAAGAUGGCAGCUGUUGACAUCGACGUGCCGGUGGACACGGAAUCUCAGAUCCGCGGUCACAUCGACCUCGAACGGCAGGCUGAAGGCUUCAAAGAGAAAGGAAAUGCGUACUACAGCAAGAAAGAUUACUCUGCGGCGUUCAACUAUUACACUAAGGCCAUUGACGCAAGUCCCAAGAAUGCCAGUUACUACGGCAACAGGGCAGCCACCCUCAUGAUGCUCUCCCGCUUCCGAGAAGCUCUAGAAGAUUCCCAGCAGGCUGUGCGUCUGGAUGACCUCUUCAUGAAGGGACAUUUACGCGAAGGCAAGUGUCACAUGUCUUUGGGGAACGCCAUGGCAGCCAGUCGUUGCUUUCAGAAGGUUCUGGAGCUGGAGCCCACCAACAAAGAGGCUCUGCAGGAAAAAAAAAAUGCAGGAACUAUGCUGGAGUACGAGCGAAUGGCAGAUUUCGGCUUUAAUAAGCGGGAUUUUAGAAAGGUGGUGUACUGCAUGGACCGAGCCUUGGCUUUGGCCUCUGCCUGCCACCGCUUCAAAAUCCUGAAAGCAGAGUGUCUUGCGCUGCUGGGACGUUAUCCUGAGGCCCAGUCCGUGGCAAGUGACAUCCUGCGGAUGGAUUCCACUAAUGCUGAUGCAUUGUAUGUGAGAGGCCUGUGUCUUUACUAUGAGGACUGCAUCGAUAAGGCAGUGCAGUUUUUCGUCCAGGCACUCCGCAUGGCACCUGACCAUGAAAAGGCCAGGCUAGCCUGCAGGAAUGCCAAAGCUUUAAAAGCCAAGAAAGAAGAGGGCAACCAGGCAUUUAAGAACUGCAGCUAUGAACCUGCCUACCAACUGUAUACUGAGGCCCUGACAAUAGACCCAAACAACAUCAAGACCAAUGCUAAACUCUACUGCAACAGAGCCACGGCAGGAGCAAAGCUGAAGAAAGUUAAUCAAGCCAUUGACGACUGUUCCAGUGCAAUCAAACUAGAUGACACUUAUAUCAAAGCCUACUUAAGAAGAGCUCAGUGCUACAUGGCCACAGAGCAGUAUGAAGAGGCUGUACGUGACUAUGAAAAAGUUUAUCAGACAGAAAAAACCUCAGAUCACAAGCAUAUGCUGAAGAAUGCACAGAUGGAGCUGAAGAAAAGCAAAAGGAAAGAUUACUACAAAGUGCUCGGCGUCGGCAAGAAUGCCACUGAGGAUGAGAUUAAGAAAGCCUACCGCAAACGAGCCCUAAUGCAUCACCCAGACCGUCACAGUGCAGCAACUACAGAGGUGCAAAAGGAAGAGGAAAAGAAGUUCAAGGAAGUGGGCGAGGCGUUCACCGUCCUCUCGGACCCAAAGAAGAAGAUCCGCUAUGACAGUGGGCAUGACCUGGAAGAUGAUGGCUUAGACGGCGGAGAUUUUGAUGCAAACAACAUCUUCAGGGCCUUCUUUGGUGGUGGUCACGGUGGAGGAUUUAGUUUUGACAACAGCCCAGACGCUGGACCUGGAAAUUUCUUUUUCCAAUUUGGUUAAAAUGAAUGAGCAUGAGGGGAAAAUCCAGUACUGCAGAGACCACAGUGAAGCUGAACCCAGUCACCAUCUGAUUAUCAACUCCUGAGUGUGAUCCACAAUUUGCCCGCCACACCAUUUCAUGACGUUUUUGAUUCUUGCAUUCAUUCCCUAUAUAUUGAUACUAACGGACACUAAGAAGGAUAAUUCAAAGGCUUAUGUAUAAAUUAACAACAUAAAUAAGCUCUUAACGAAUCAUUUUAAAGAUGUUCGUAUCCGCUGAUCAGAGCAUGUCACAAUUGCCAAAAUUGACAUUGUUUUAAAUGUUAUGUAAUCUUAUAAAACUAAGCCAUUAUAAACUGGUCAUUAAUAAAGACAUUCAAGUUUGUAGGUUUAUUUUUAGUUCAAGGAAUACAUCAAAAUAAUGUUCUCCUGGGAAAGCAAGUCUCUGUAGACCAAGAGUCAAUGUGGAGAAGUAUAAUGCCUAAACUGACCUCUGGACAGCUUCUGAAAGCCAACGCUGUCCUUUUUGUGAGUUUAUGUCCAGGUUGUAAUUGGCUUACUUGCCAAAACAGGUUUUCGUUUCUUUUCCAUGUUGUGUUGUAUAUUCGACUUGAAUGUAAAGCUGAAUAUGUCCUCACUUUUUCGCUAGUCUUCCCUCGGUCUAUUUAUAUUUAUUGUACUGUAUAUCUUUUACCUGUAUGCAGCAGAACACCAGUGGCCCUUGUCUUCCAAUUUGUAAUUGUUCUCCACACCAUGUUUGUUACUCUCGAACUUUAUGUUUUGUGGAGGUUAUUUUUCUGGAAAAGAGCCAAAAUACCUUCAUGUUUUUGCUGAAAAUAAUUCGGCCAUUAUCAUCUUCCACUCAGUACCAUCCACAUUUCAAAACUAUUGACACAUUCAAAGUUAAGUGGUGCCUUACCAGAUUCAGUUUAAAAAAAAACGACAUUGAAUUCUACAUUAACCACUGACCAUGAUCACAGACCAUGUUCUAUUUGGGAAAGAAAGCAGCAGUUAUAGUUGUUGCUGCCUUUUUUUUUUUUUUCUGUUCCCAGUGAAAACCUUUUACAUGUCCAGAUGGUAAACCACAUUGGACUUUGCAAACAAAGUCUUCAUCCUAUUGAAAAUGAGAUUGUUUCAUUCCAUCAGUUACCAUGUUGUCAUCCACUUGCUGUGUACUUGUCAUGCACGUUUGGGCGGUACAGCUCUUCCCCUACCUGUACCACAUGUUCAAAGGGGCACUGAUAGUAGGUGGGUAAGUUUCAUUGUAAAUAAAUCUGCCACUGAUAUGUGUUUCAUUUUAAAAACUUGUUACAGUAUUUCAAAGACAGGCUUUGUUUUUUUAAAUUGUGGAAAUAAAGGCUCGUCUUUUACUGUA
Messenger RNA from Cololabis saira (Pacific saury), 2872 nucleotides. Its product is annotated as dnaJ homolog subfamily C member 7-like. Lineage: Eukaryota; Metazoa; Chordata; Actinopteri; Beloniformes; Belonidae. The transcript has 14 exons. Gene Ontology annotation, molecular function: protein binding. The record is from RefSeq and is a predicted model, not a curated record. The coding region runs from base 25 to 1518 and encodes 497 amino acids.